Messenger RNA from Hemibagrus wyckioides, 3913 nucleotides. RefSeq names its product BAR/IMD domain containing adaptor protein 2a (gene baiap2a). Bases 70 to 1707 code for a protein of 545 amino acids. The record is from RefSeq and is a predicted model, not a curated record. Gene Ontology annotation, biological process: actin crosslink formation; plasma membrane organization; actin filament bundle assembly. The transcript has 15 exons. Gene Ontology annotation, cellular component: cytosol; nucleoplasm. Lineage: Eukaryota; Metazoa; Chordata; Actinopteri; Siluriformes; Bagridae. Gene Ontology annotation, molecular function: protein binding; cytoskeletal adaptor activity.
GGAGGCGAAAAAAAGAGAAAUCCCCCAAAAACGUGUUUCGGAUAACCAUUUUCUUAGAAGAGAGUGUUUAUGGUUUGGACUGAAGAUAUCACCAUGUCUCGUGCCGACGAGGUCCACCGCGUUACGGAGAAUGUCUACAAGACCAUCAUGGAGCAGUUCAACCCCUGCUUGAGGAACUUUGUUGCCAUGGGGAAGAACUAUGAGAAAGCUCUCUCCACUGUGACAUUUGCAGCCAAGGGCUACUUCGACGCUCUGGUGAGGAUGGGCGAGCUGGCUAGUGAAAGCCAGGGAUCCAAAGACCUCGGGGACGUGCUCUUUCAGAUGGCCGAGGUCCACCGGCAGAUCCAAGUGCAGCUAGAAGAAAUGCUGAAGUGCUUCCACACUGAGCUGCUUUCAGAGCUGGAGAAAAAAGUGGAGCUGGAUGCCAGAUACCUGACUGCGGCUCUGAAGAAGUACCAGAUGGAGCACAAGAGCAAAGGCGAGAGCCUGGAAAAAUGUCAGGCUGAGCUGAAGAAACUGCGUAGGAAGAGCCAGGGCAGCAAGAACCCAUCCAAAUACAACGACAAGGAGCUGCAGUAUGUGGAGACCAUCAACACUAAGCAGAGCGAGCUGGACACCUUCAUCGCAGAGGGCUACAAAACGGCUCUGUCAGAGGAGCGCAGGAGAUACUGCUUCCUGGUGGACCGCCAGUGCGCUGUGGCCAAGAACAGCAGUGCUUAUCAUGGCAAGGGCAAGGAUCUGCUCACCCAGAAGAUCCCAGUGUGGCAGCAAUCCUGCUCCGAUCCCAACAAGCUCCCAGAGAGGGCCAUGCUGCUGGUGCAGCAGAUGAUGUCUGGCUCGAACCCCCUUCUCUCCAGCCCGCUGCAUUCCUCUAAGGGCAACCUGGUCAUCUCAGACCCGAUCCCUGGCGCUCAGCCCCUGCCUGUGCCCCCUGAGCUAGCGGCCCUCAUGGGCCACCCAGGAAGGCUGAUGGGUCCUGAUGGCAUGUCUCUGGUCAAUGGUACAACAGGAAUGCAAGGGGAGGAGUACUGGGCUGAAGGGGGCGUGUCCCAGGGAAGACCUGCCUCUCCACAGCCUCAGUCCCAGAGUCAGCCACAGAGGCAGGUCAGCGAGGUUUAUUCCAACACCCUGCCUGUCCGCAGACCCCAGCCCGCUAAGAGCAAGGCCACCGUGGGAGAGACAAGGACUCUCCCCAGGUCCAGCUCCAUGGCAGCAGGACUGGAGAAAAAUGGGCGCUCGCGUGUGCAGGCUAUCUUCUCUCAUGCUGCUGGUGACAACAGCACACUGCUCAGCUUUACCGAGGGUGACAUUAUCACGCUGCUGGUGCCCGAGGCUCGGGAUGGUUGGCAUUAUGGAGAGAACGAGAAGAACAAGAUGAGAGGCUGGUUCCCCUUUUCUUACACGCGAGUGUUACCUGAAAGUGACAGUGACAAGCUGCGAGUUAAUCUACAUCACGGGAAGAGCAGCAGCACGGGGAACCUUCUGGAGAGAGACGACACGUCUCUGCCCAUGCCUGACUACGGUCUGACCGCCCGUCUGCUGGCUCAGAGUCUCACACAGAAUCGCCCGCGUCCCUACAGCAUGGCUGGCUUCACACAGCCAGCAAUUGAGGAUUAUGACAGUCGUUUUGCCACAAGCCAAUCAGACAGGUCAUUGGUUGCCAGAAGGUGGUGUUUUCAUGGAGGCAAAAUGUUGGCACUGGAGUGACCGCUCCCUGGAGGUCUACCUCAGAUCAAGCCUGAUGGACGGCCACACAGCUCAACUCUUCUACUAACGCGGCCUGUUCGCAGGCCUGCUCUCUACCACCUGAGAUAAUACACGGAGCCACAUGCUUAAGACUCUAUAGGUCAACUGGGGAUAAAAGCCCUGGAUCCAUAACUCGGGGUACUAGGAAUUAAACAGGUGUUUCAUAUAGUUUCCUAAACAUUGCUGUAUAGUUCUGCACAAAUAUCAAGCUUCAGUCUGAGCUGCUCUGAAGACAAAUGAGCUGUGUCUGUGGGAAAGGUUUAUAGAUCAGUUCUCAUAUUGAUUCAGUCCCAUUAUGGUUAUAUACAAUCAUGUGUGUUUGGUUAAGGGUUUUGACACAAAAUUAAGAAAUGAUUCACAAAAAAGGCUAGUUACAUCAAAAGGCAAAUGGCUUCCCUUUGUAAAAAUGUCAUGAUUGAGUAUAGAUUAUUUUAGUUCUUUUUUUUUUCUUUCAUCCCUCAUUUAUGUGUUACUGGAGUAAGCCUUGUCUUUUAUCGUCUUUAGUCAGAGGUAAAAUUGGAGCUUUAGUUUAUAUUAGAUGUGGAAUAAAAAGUGAUCUUAUUUUCACUCUGUUCUUAAGGCUUUCCUCUGCCAUUGCUAUAGCUGCUGUAAAAAUGAGGCUUUAUUUCGGGGCCUCAGUGGUAAAGGCUUUGGGUUACUGAUCACUUUAAAUCCCAGCCAGCAUUACCAAAAAAAACCAAAAAAAACAUUGAGUAUGUCCCUGAACCCUCAGCUGAGCUGCAACUCGCUGUGAAUAGUGAAAUGUGUUCGCCAAAUGAAUCAAUGUAAAUGUACUCCGGCGCCUCUAUACUGUGGACACUUUAAUAAUGAAAGUGUCACUGCACUCGUCUUUAUUGCUUCUAUAUAAAGCUCUAGCAGUUUCUCUGUAUGUUUCCUGGCAGGGAAGCUUGUACAAUGUUUUUGUUUUGUUUUUUUCCCCACCAGGGGUUUGUGCCUUCUACAGCUUUAGGUGUUCUAGCUUUGAGAGAAAAAAAAAAAAGCCUAGAUGUUCAUAGGCAAAGGGGAAACUUCAGAUUAUUAUUAUUAUUAUUUUUUUUAUUUUUUUUUUUAAUUAUGUUUGCUUUUUAUUUUAUUUUCAUUUUGAAUUUUAUUAUAGACACCAUGAAAUGAAACUUUUGUGCUGUUGACUAACUGCGUAGAGAAAAAAAAACAAUAUAAACAAUACUGUUUGUUCUCUCACAUUAAUACUGCUUCUUAAAACAAAACAAAAAAUAGAUUUGUGGGCUUAUGAGCACGUGUACAAGUGCUUAAAAUGUACAAUUAGUGUAAAUAGAACGUUUUCUCGAUUUGCUUGAGAAGUACAUCACCAAGUUCACCAAGCGUUUCAUCUUGGGCGUCUUCAUCUUGAUCCGUGGAUGGGAUGCCGGUUUAUCACAGAAAACACACACACACACACACACACAUUCACACCUAGGGACACUUUUGAGUCUACAGUCACCUUCCACCAUUUUGUUUUUGGGGGGUGGGAUGAGGGGAAACUGUAGAAUAAGGAGGAAACCCCACACCAACACUGGUUGCACAAAAAGUGUAAUGCACACGCAGUAACCUGUGCUCAGGAUUGAACUGGGAACCCUUGGUUGCACUGCAUCGUGUGACCCAUGUGUUGAAAUGUUAAUAAUAAAUAAAUCCACUUAUCUGCAGAUCUUGCAUCACUCUUCUGCUUAUUAAAAAAUUUUCUUAAUCCUGGAGCUCAGAACUCCAGCAGAUAUGAACUUUUAAGAUUUAAAUGUUUUUGUUUUUUUUUUCGUGACAUUUUCUCUAACACACAGGGCAUUACGUGUUCUGUGCUGAAAACAUGUACAAUCCUAUUAUAGAAGAAUUGCUACGGUUGACUUAGCUUAAAAUACGCCUGAAAAUGUUUUGCUUUCACGUUUCAUGAUCUCAUUUUUCUUUUUCCUUAACACCUUGAUAUUGUUUAGCUAUAGGUGUCUAUUUUUUAUUUUUAUUUUUUGAAAACUAGUUCUAAAUCCUACUUAAUCUUGAAAGCUUAUGUGUACUUGCAGUAGCAUAUCCUGGGAUUAAUUGAGUGCACUGGUAAGACUGGAAACUGGAUCACUGGAUGUCUUAUUGGAAUCGCACCGCAUUCGGAGAAUGAAUGCAUGUUUUUGAAAAACAGUCUUUGAUUUUUUUUUUUUUUAUUUCCAAA